This is a messenger RNA of Oreochromis niloticus (Nile tilapia), 1450 nucleotides long. It is a transcript of the gene cenpn, whose product is annotated as centromere protein N. NCBI's taxonomy places the organism in Eukaryota, Metazoa, Chordata, Actinopteri, Cichliformes, Cichlidae. Gene Ontology annotation, cellular component: nucleoplasm. Gene Ontology annotation, biological process: CENP-A containing chromatin assembly; chromosome segregation. The transcript is spliced from 10 exons. The record is from RefSeq and is a predicted model, not a curated record. The coding region runs from base 138 to 1226 and encodes 362 amino acids.
UGUGCUUUUAUUCUGGGCGGUUUGUUUGGACUCGAUCGACUGUAGUGUGCGUUGUCGUGAAAGCUGAAAGCUGAACAGAUCGACUGUUUUACUCAAAUUCAAGCUGUCUGUCUAUUUCGGUUACUUUUAAAGGAAGCAUGGACAACACUGCUAAACGUUUACUGCAGCGACUCGUAAGACGGAUUCCGAGUCAGAUGCUGAAGACAACGCUGGAUAAGUGGAGCCGUUUGACGGCGGCGCAGCGGCAGUCCAUGGAUUAUACCGAAUCAAAAUGGGCGUUAACAGAAAAACUACUUGCCAUUUGCGAGGAAAAUGAAUUGACAGUUAAACACAUAGCUGAACUCGAGAUGAUACAUGUCAUCGAGAAUCCCAACCUGGGCAUGUGGUAUGUCUUCCAGCUCAUGGACCCUCAAGAUGAUGCUCACUCUGUAGAGCUGACACAGUUCAAGGAACAAUUUAAGUCCCACCUCAGUGAGCUAAUAAGACACGUUUCUAUCAAAAUAAAGAAGCACACAGAUGAAGCUGUGUGGAUUCGAAUUGCAUGGGGAGACACCUUUUCUCGCCCCAACCACCUGAAACCCACAUAUGUCGUUCACUAUCUUCAAACCCCUUACGUCUUUCUGACCAGCCCAACUUCAAAACAAAAGCCUCUGUUGUCACAGGCUUUGGUUCUGUCCACCCGAUAUCAAGCUAUUAAGGAUGCUAACCUCAGUGGACGGAAGCUCACUGCCAUCAGAGAUCUGCUUAUGAAGCAGUAUCUGCAAGUGUUUCCCACCAAGUUUCCCAGCCCUCUGGCAGAAAGGAAUUGUGUUGUCUCAAACCUUCACAUAGAAAAAGAGCAAGCUGGGUCUGCAGCAAACAGACAUCAAAUGGCUUGUGAGGCAUUUGGUGAUGGGAUAUUACCUCAACUACAGUCUGCAGUUUACAAGAUACAGAUGUUAACCCAGAUGCUGCCAUGUUCCUUGUUAAUGUUUCAUCAGCUGGAAACAAAAUUCAGAGAUCACACCAAUAAGACCAUGACAGAGCGGGACGAGCCAUUCAAAUGUGUUGUUAAAUUUGCAAGCACCAACCUCCUCGAGUCACUCAGACACUCUGCAUCCUCAGGAGUUGCUUCCACCCCUGUGACACCCCUUCUCUCAUCCGUUCCCUUAAAGGGAAAAAAUUAUUUUGUUAUCACAGACAAUGGCCCUGGACCUUCAUCACAAAUGAAGCCAUCACAGAAAUGACCAUCAGACACUUGAUUUAACUUGUAGCAUGCUCAGUCCAUUAGUCCAUUCAUUUUACUUCAUACUUUAAUGAUGUCAUUGUUAAUAAAACUCUCAAGUCUGUUUCAAUAAGAAAUUUUAUUCCUGUAUUUAUGUAUCUCCAGCUGUAGGUAUACUAGUUGUUGGCAACUCUGUCACUAUUGUUUAUCAGCAUUGCAUAUAAAAGCAAAAUUUUAAAUAUUGCU